Messenger RNA from Oryctolagus cuniculus (rabbit), 8173 nucleotides. The record is from RefSeq and is a predicted model, not a curated record. NCBI's taxonomy places the organism in Eukaryota, Metazoa, Chordata, Mammalia, Lagomorpha, Leporidae.
GGACUCUCGCGAUAUCUUCUGAGACUGCCCCUCCCCCACCUCCUAGGGCCGUUUCGGUUUAAUCUAGUGUGUGAGUGAGUCUGUGUGAGGGAGCGAGUGAGUGUGUGAGGUGCUGAGGUGAGGCAGAGGCUAGAAAAGGGGUUCCCUCAAGACGAGGGACAAAGGGGGCGUGAGGCACCUAGGCCGCGGGACCCGGGCGACAGGAAGCCGCCCUGAGCCGGGCUACCGGGUAGGGGAAGGGCCCGCGCUGUCCUCACAGGGCCCCAGAGCCGGAGUCGGCCCCACAGCCCCGGGCCGAGAGCUUCCUACUUCCUCGACCUCCCCGGCACCCGGGCCUGAGGAUUGGCUCGGCGAGGGGAGAAGGGGAAGCAGACUUGAGCAGCUAUCCGUUGUCUCUCAACUCCACUGCUGAGGAAUUCUAAUUUCUUCCGUCGCUCCUUCACCCCCCACCUCAUGUAGGAGGGUGCUGAGGAGUCGGGAGGGAGGAGGAGCCUGGACUACCGUCCCUUCCCUUUCCACCCCCUUCCAGGGGCGCUUUGGUGGGCGUGGAGUUGGGGUUGGGGGGGAGGGUGGGGGUUACUUUUUGGAGUGCUGGGGAACUUUUUCCCCUUCUUCAGGCGACGGGAAAGGGAAUGCCCAAUUCAGAGAGACAUGGGGGCAAGAAGGACGGGAGUGGAGGAGCUUCUGGAACUUUGCAGCCGUCAUCGGGAGGUGGCAGCUCCAACAGCAGAGAGCGUCACCGCUUGGUGUCGAAGCACAAGCGGCAUAAGUCCAAGCACUCCAAAGACAUGGGGUUGGUGGCCCCCGAAGCAGCCUCCUUGGGUACAAUUAUCAAACCUCUGGUGGAGUAUGAUGACAUCAGCUCUGACUCGGACACUUUCUCUGAUGACAUGGCCUUCAAAUUAGACAGGAGGGAGAAUGAUGAGCGUCGUGGAGCGGAUCGCAGUGACCGCCUGCACAAACACCGUCACCACCAGCACAGGCGUUCCCGGGACUUGGGGAAAACCAAACAGACCGAAAAGGAAAAGAACCAGGAGGUCUCCAGCAAGUCGGGAUCCACGAAGGAGCGGACGUCGGGAAGUUCGAAGCGUUCGAACGAGGAGAACGAGGACUAUGGCAAGGCACAGAUAGCCAAAAGCAGCGGCAAGGAAUCCAGGUCAUCCAAGCUGCACAAGGAGAAGACCCGCAAAGAACGCGAGUUGAAGUCGGGUCACAAAGACCGGAGUAAAAGCCAUCGGAAAAGGGAAACACCCAAAAGUUACAAAACCGUGGACAGCCCGAAGCGGAGAUCCAGGAGUCCCCACAGGAAGUGGUCCGACAGCUCCAAACAAGACGAUAGUCCCUCCGGAGCGUCCUAUGGCCAAGAUUAUGACCUGAGCCCCCCGAGGUCUCACACCUCGAGCAAUUACGACUCCUACAAGAAGAGUCCGGGAAGUACCUCAAGGAGGCAGUCGAUUAGCCCACCGUACAAGGAGCCUUCGGCCUACCAGUCCAGCACGCGGUCACCCAGCCCCUACAGUCGGCGACAGAGGUCUGUGAGUCCCUACGGCCGGAGACGGUCGUCCAGCUAUGAAAGGAGUGGCUCCUACAGCGGCAGAUCGCCCAGCCCCUACGGUCGACGGCGGUCCAGCAGCCCUUUCUUGAGCAAGCGUUCUCUGAGCCGGAGCCCGCUUCCCAGUAGGAAAUCCAUGAAGUCCAGAAGUAGAAGUCCUGCAUAUUCAAGACACUCAUCUUCUCACAGUAAAAAGAAGAGAUCCGGGUCACGCAGUCGUCAUUCCAGUAUCUCACCUGUCAGGCUUCCACUGAACUCCAGUCUGGGUGCUGAACUCAGUAGAAAAAAGAAGGAAAGAGCAGCUGCAGCAGCAGCAGCAAAACUGGAUGGAAAGGAAUCCAAAGGUUCACCUUUAUUUUUGCCUAAAAAAGAAAACAGCAGUUCAGUAGAGGCUAAAGAUUCAGGCUUGGAGUCCAAAAAGUUACCCAGGGGUGUAAAAUUGGAAAAAUCUGCUGCAGAUACUGAACUGGUAAAUGUAACCCAUCUAAAUACAGAGGUCAAAAAUUCUUUAGAUACAGGGAAAGUAAAGUUGGAUGAAAACUCUGAGAAGCAUCCUGUUCUUAAAGAUUUGAAAGCACAGGGAACAAGAGACUCUAAACCCAUAGUACUGAAAGAGGAGAUUGUUACUCCAAAGGAAACAGAGACAUCAGAAAAGGAGACUCCUCCACCUCUUCCCACAAUUACUUCUCCUCCACCCCCUUUACCAACCACUACCCCUCCACCUCAGACACCCCCUUUGCCACCUUUGCCUCCACUGCCUGCUGUUCCUCAGCAACCGCCUCUGCCUCCUCCCCAGCCAGCGGUCAGUCAGGCUCCUGCUUCUAGUACUUCAGCUUUGCCCCCUUCUACUCAUGCAAGGACAUCUGCUCUGUCCUCUCAGGCAAAUUCUCAGCCCCCUGUACAGGUUUCCAUGAAGACACAAGUAUCUGUAACAGCUGCUAUUCCACACCUGAAAACAUCAACGUUGCCUCCUCUGCCUCUCCCACCCUUAUUACCAGGAGAGGAUGACAUGGAUAGUCCAAAAGAAUCUCUCCCUUCAAAACCUGUAAAGAAAGAGAAGGAACAGAGGACACGACAUUUACUCACAGACCUCCCUCUCCCUCCUGAACUCCCUGGUGGAGAUCCAUCCCCCCCAGACUCUCCAGAACCAAAGGCAAUCACACCACCUCAACAACCAUAUAAAAAGAGACCAAAAAUUUGUUGUCCACGGUAUGGAGAGAGAAGGCAAACUGAAAGCGACUGGGGGAAGCGCUGUGUGGACAAGUUUGACAUUAUUGGGAUUAUUGGUGAGGGAACCUAUGGCCAAGUAUAUAAAGCCAAGGACAAAGAUACUGGAGAACUGGUGGCUCUGAAAAAGGUGAGACUAGACAAUGAGAAAGAGGGCUUCCCAAUCACAGCCAUUCGUGAGAUCAAAAUUCUUCGUCAGUUAAUCCAUCGGAGUGUUGUUAACAUGAAGGAAAUUGUCACAGAUAAACAAGAUGCAUUGGAUUUCAAGAAGGACAAAGGUGCCUUUUACCUUGUAUUUGAAUACAUGGACCAUGACUUAAUGGGACUGCUAGAAUCUGGUUUGGUGCACUUUUCUGAGGACCAUAUCAAGUCAUUCAUGAAACAGCUGAUGGAAGGAUUGGAUUACUGUCACAAAAAGAAUUUCCUGCAUCGGGAUAUUAAGUGUUCUAACAUUUUGCUGAAUAACAGUGGGCAAAUCAAACUAGCAGAUUUUGGACUUGCUCGGCUCUAUAACUCUGAAGAGAGUCGCCCUUAUACAAACAAAGUUAUUACUCUAUGGUACCGACCUCCAGAACUAUUACUGGGAGAAGAGCGGUAUACACCAGCCAUUGAUGUUUGGAGUUGUGGAUGCAUCCUUGGAGAACUGUUCACAAAGAAGCCCAUCUUUCAAGCUAAUCUGGAACUGGCUCAGCUAGAACUGAUCAGCCGACUCUGUGGUAGCCCUUGUCCAGCUGUGUGGCCUGAUGUUAUCAAACUGCCCUACUUCAAUACCAUGAAACCGAAGAAGCAAUAUAGAAGGCGUCUACGAGAAGAAUUCUCUUUCAUUCCUUCAGCAGCACUUGAUUUAUUGGACCACAUGCUGACACUAGAUCCUAGCAAGCGAUGCACAGCUGAACAGACCCUACAGAGUGACUUCCUUAAAGAUGUCGAGCUCAGCAAAAUGGCUCCUCCAGACCUCCCCCACUGGCAGGAUUGCCAUGAGCUAUGGAGUAAAAAGCGACGACGGCAGCGACAAAGUGGUAUUGUGGUGGAAGAGCCACCUCCAUCCAAAACCUCUCGAAAAGAAACUACCUCAGGGACAAGUGCUGAGCCUGUGAAGAACAGCAGCCCAGCACUACCUCAGCCUGCUCCUAGCAAGGUGGAGCCUGGGGCUGGGGAUGCAAUAGGCCUUGGUGACAUCACACAGCAGCUAAAUCAAAGUGAAUUGGCAGUGUUAUUGAACCUGCUGCAGAGCCAAACCGACCUGAGCAUCCCUCAGAUGGCACAGCUGCUUAACAUCCACUCCAACCCAGAGAUACAGCAGCAGCUGGAAGCUCUGAACCAAUCCAUCAGUGCCCUGACGGAAGCCAGUUCCCAGCAGCAGGACUCAGAGCCCAUAGCCCCAGAGGAGUCUUUAAAGGAGGCACCCCCUGCCCCAGUGGUCCUGCCUUCAGCAGAACAGACAACCCCUGAAGCUUCAAGCACACCAGCUGACAUGCAGAAUAUGUUGGCAGUUCUCUUGAGUCAGCUGAUGAAAACCCAGGAGCCAGCAGGCAACCUGGAGGAAAACAACAGUGACAAGAACAGUGGGCCACAGGGACCCCGAAGAACUCCCACAAUGCCACAGGAGGAGGCAGCAGCAUGUCCUCCUCACAUUCUUCCACCAGAGAAGAGGCCCCCUGAGCCCCCCGGACCUCCACCGCCGCCACCUCCACCCCCUCUGGUUGAAGGCGAUCUUUCCAGCGCCCCCCAGGAGUUGAACCCAGCCGUGACAGCCGCCUUGCUGCAACUUUUAUCCCAACCUGAAGCAGAGCCUCCUGGCCACCUGCCACAUGAGCACCAGGCCUUGAGACCAAUGGAGUACUCCAACCGGCCCCAUCCAAACAGGACUUAUGGAAACACUGAUGGGCCUGAAACAGGGUUCAGUGCCACUGACACUGAUGAACGCAACUCUGGUCCAGCCUUGACAGAAUCCUUGGUCCAGACCCUGGUGAAGAACAGGACCUUCUCAGGCUCUGUGAGCCACCUUGGGGAGUCCAGCAGUUACCAGGGCACAGGGUGGUGGCAGCAACAGGAAUGGCCCCUGAGGAACUCAGCAAUGUCCUUCAAUCGCCUCUCAUCCAGAGCCUAGCCAGGACAGCUUCCCCACUGAUCCACCACCCUAUCCAUCCACACAGCCCUGCCUCCUUCACUGUCGUCCAGCCCUUUUUUCUUCGGCAAGGUAAGUUGGUGCUUCCCAUCCCCUGCCUCUAACCCACUUCUCCAGCUCCCUUCCAGGUUCAGAGGGAGAUUCUGCCUGGCUCAACACUGUGAGAUGCCAGAGGUGGAGGCCUGCCAGCCACUUCCUCCAUCCCAGGGCCCAGUGGGCAGGCAGCAGCACCCAGCGCUCACUCCCACCCUUCCUGCCCGCUGAUAUGGAGACCAAGCCCCCGUUGAAUCUGGCCCCGGAGUUCCUGUGUGGUCCUGAUCUGGAGAGUUCCCAGGAAGACAGGGAAAGGGAAGUUCUUCCUACUGCCUGGGGAGAGACCUGGAUGCCUGCAGCUCCCACCUUGACACCUUGCAGUUGCUGUGCAGGUCCUUCCUCUGGAGUGCCCACAGCCAUCGAGGAGAAGGAGGGCAGAGAAGGGCCAGCCUGAGCUGGCCGUGCCUUGGUGUCCAUCAGCAGUCAGGGAGGUGAAACCGACCAGAGAGGAAGCCAGGGGGGAGAUUCCUGAAACAGCAGCCUUUCCCCCAUCUCUCUUGCUCCACCCUCACACACGACAAGUCUGUGCACUCGAGUGUGCCACUCUCCCUGGCUGCUGACCCUGCUCUGCCCCACACAGAGCACUGCUGGGGUCUCGCACUCCUUGGCUCACUCAUCUCCUUGUGUCUGUGUUGCAGAUGCCGAGGGAUGAAGAUGGGGUUCUGGCCCUCAGAGUAGGGGUAUGGUGGGCCCUGGAGCCCAUUGGGUGCAUAUUUGUCUGGAUGGAAGGGAGGCACUGGCCAGGCCACCGGCAGCUAACAAAGCCCAAAGUCCCAGUGACUCAUGGCAGUGGAGGUGGCUCUUGGAAACAGCAGGGGAAGGGACUCCAGCCCUGUUGGAGCUCCUUUUUGGCCCCCAUUUCUCCUCACUCUGAGCUCUGUGGAUGAAGUCUCAUCAGGAUCCUGGGGGCAGGGUGAGGCCCUGGCUGUGAAAAAGAAGGAAACGGGUGAGAAGAGAGCAGGGCAGGCUGAGCACGCCAGUGAAAAAUGCCCCAGCCAGGGGACAAUAAGAGAGGCCAGUUAGUCCUACCCUACUAUGUCCAUUGGCUGCACAGAGGGCAUUGGGCAUCCGUUGUGCUGGGGCAGCUGGGUGCCCUGGGCACCUUCCAGAAGAGCUUUCCAGACAGACACAGCCACUCUUCCCUGCCCUCGUUUGUUGCCCAGAUUUUUGGGUACCCAGCUGACACCAAAUUUUUAGAAAUCGAAACAAACAUACAACCCAGAAAGCCAAAAGACACUUACAAGAUGGGAACCUGAAAGGAUUAGCACCUGGGGUCAGUACUGUCCCCCUGGGACAAGACAGCAGCAGUGAGGGGCACCUGGCUUGGCUGAACCAGGAUCAGUACAGGCCGGGAAGUGGCUGCAGAACCACAGAUCUCAGAAGUGCCGACUCCUGCCUCCCUCACAGGCCAGCCUCUUUCCCUGCGCCCUGUUCUUUCACCUCCUAUUAGCCAGCUGCACUCCCGGCCACCGCAUCCCCUCCAGUCUGCGAGGACAUGGUAAGUAGUCUGUUUCCUACUCUUCUCAUUCUCUCUCUCCUCUCCAAGCUCCCAUCUGAGCUUCGUUCCAUGGGAUCUGACCCCAGGAUCUCCAGCCUGACUCCCCCUGAUCCUGCGAAUGGUGCUGGGGUGGGGAGGACCCAUCCGUCUUCAUCAUCCCCGCAAGUAUAGCCAGGCCAAGACUGGUAUGCCCACCUGCAUCAAGGGCCCUGACCUGAAGCAGAGGGCAGCCCUGGUGAUACCAUGGGGCCCUGGCCCUUACUGCGUGUAUGCCUGUGCAUUGGGCACACUGGUUUAUUAGUGUUAUUUCAGCAUUGUGAUGCAGAGAGAGUAAGUGUAACAGCUGCUCCUUGCUUGCAGUGUUUAUUGUUACCUAGAGACAACCUCCUGGCUUUUUCCCAGCUCCCCCUCCCCCCCCCCCCAGCCCAACCCCCUCCUUGCCAACAAUCCUGCUCUCCCUACACUGAUGGGAAAUUUAUAGCUUGCCCAUACUAUGCCUUUAACCCUCUCCUGCCCAUAGGGUAGAUGGGCCAAGGGAAGCCAAAGAGUAAUGGGCAUGUUGGGCCCCAGCAGGUGGAAUAACUUAUGGAGGCGGGAGAGAGAUGUGACACUGUCCCUCCAUUUUGUGUGUCCAGUUUCAGGCCCCAGUUGCCCUCCUAUCUGUUACGUGAAAAAAGAGGAAAGAUCUUUGGACCUAGCCUUAAGAUCCCAGCAUAUUUCCCACAAAAUUAUUCCCUUCCCUGGACAUCUCUAAGCACCUGGUCAGGUUGUCUGGACCUUAGGUAAUAUUGAAAUGGAGGGGAUGAAUUCGGAGUGGCAGAGGCCUGGCCUCUUCCUUUCUGUCUGAGAGAGGCAGCUCUAGAGACAGCACCCAGUGAGACAAGCAAGAGGCCUGGCUUGAGAAAUGCAGGCCGGACCACCGCAGCCAGGUCAAUGCCAGACAAGCCUGCGCUCAGCCUGGAGGAAGAAACUCCACCUGAGCCCAGGCCUGAGCCCAGCACUGAGGUCUUGAGACUCUCAGGCCCUUCUCCAGGCUGGACGUCUUAGUCCAGUUAGGCCGCUCCUCUCUGCUUGCCUUUCCUGCUCCAUUUUGCCAUGCACGUCUUGGUUUGACAUAAUGAGGCAGACCCAGGCAUGGCCUCCACGAUGGGGAAAGAGAAGCCUCUCUCUCGUCUUGACCCAGGACCUUCUGUGGAGGGACACUGUCAUCACUCCACCAUCCUUGCUGGAAACAGAAGAGAGGAAAAGGGCUUAGAGUGUAGCAGAAAGGACAGAGAUUAGACACCUGGAAAAACUGACCCCUGGGAUGAAAGACUUCAAAAUGCGUCUACUGGGGGCCGGCACCAUGGCGCACUAGGUUAAUCCUCCGCCUGCGGUGCCAGCAUCCCAUAUGGGCACUGGUUCUAGUCCCAGCUGUGCCUCUUCCAGUCCAGCUCUCUGCUGUGGCCUGGGAAGGCAGUAGAAGAUGGCCCAAGUGCUUGGGCCCCUGCACCCACGUGGGAGACUGGGAAGAAGCUCCUGGCUCCUGGCUUCGGAUCGGCGCAGCUCUGGCCGUUGCAGCCAUCUGGGGGGGGGGGGGGUUGUGAACCAACGGAAGGAAGACCUCUCUCUGCCUCUCCCUCUCACUUUCUGUAAUUCUACCUCUCAAAUAAAUAAAUAAAAAUCUUAAAAAAUA